AUGCCUACCCUUGAGCUGAACUAUGCCACGAAGGACGAGCUUGCCUUCCUGGACACCGAUAUCCAAAGAAAGCUCACAGUCUCCGGCGACACCGUCGAGUACAAAGCCACUACAGAAGUCGACAAGGAAAAGGAGGCUGAAGAGCGCGCCAAGCUCGAUGCCAUUGACAACCACAACGUGUCUGCUUACACCGUGACGCUCAACUACCGCCUCGACCCCAGAAAGGGCGGAGACGAGAUGAUUUGGGGCGGCACCUUCGCGCAGAUGCGACGCAAGUACGACCCCCGCGAGGUCGUUAUCCAAAACGCCAGAGGAAAGGAGAGCGAGUUCAGUCUUGAUAAGACUGGAUUCCAGUUCGAACAUUUUCCUACUUCGUACAAAGACUUUCCCUGGAGCCCGAUCGACGAGCACCUCAACAAGGUGUACAAUGCGGAGUGCGAGGAGUUUAUGAGGAAGAUCACCGGAGCCUCCGACGUUCGCUUGAUCUCCCACAUCAUCCGUCAGCGUCAAUGGGAAAAGACGGAUCCCGAAGAAGAGGCCAAGAAGCCCGACAUGGCCAUGACUGAUGGAGGUCUUCUGUCCGCAAGAUUUGUGCACAUUGAUCAGUCUGACCUCGGCGCUAUCCGCCGCCUGUACGACGACAUGCCCCCUGGUGAGGGCGCCAAGCACGAUGGCAAGCACCGCUGGGCCAUCAUCAACCUCUGGAGACCCUGGGAGCAGGUCCACCGCGAGCCCCUGGCGCUCUGCGAUGCCAAGUCAGUGCGGGACGACGAGCUGCACGACACGAUGCACUGCGUUCCUUUCCAGUGGCCGCGAAAGCCCACAGAGAACCACAUGUGGCAGAUUGCCCCGCCUGAGAGCUCAACUCAGCACAAGUGGUGGUUCAGGAGCGGCAUGACCAGAGACGAUGUCAUCUUGAUCAAGAUCUUUGAUUCGAAGAAGGACGGAAGAGCUCGCCGUACGCCGCAUAGCGCUUUCCCAACCCCUGACGACAUUGGCCCUGCUCGUCGCAGUAUCGAGACCAGGUUUUUCGUCUUCUGGGAAGACGAGAGCUGCGAAUAA
Messenger RNA from Colletotrichum chrysophilum, 1062 nucleotides. RefSeq lists its product as uncharacterized. The record is from RefSeq and is a predicted model, not a curated record. The transcript is spliced from 2 exons. Gene Ontology annotation, molecular function: oxidoreductase activity. NCBI's taxonomy places the organism in Eukaryota, Fungi, Ascomycota, Sordariomycetes, Glomerellales, Glomerellaceae. Bases 1 to 1062 code for a protein of 353 amino acids.